Molecule: messenger RNA, 1800 nt
Organism: Hansenula ciferrii
Lineage: Eukaryota; Fungi; Ascomycota; Saccharomycetes; Phaffomycetales; Wickerhamomycetaceae
Gene: NHX1
Product: bifunctional K:H/Na:H antiporter NHX1
Exons: 1
Coding region: 1-1800 (599 amino acids)
Biological process (GO): vacuolar acidification; sodium ion transport; proton transmembrane transport
Cellular component (GO): fungal-type vacuole membrane; late endosome; early endosome
Molecular function (GO): sodium:proton antiporter activity
Source: RefSeq, a predicted model, not a curated record
AUGUCAAACUUGAUCAUAGGAGCUUCUAAUUACCUACUUAAAAGAGCAUUAUCUGAAGAUGAUCCAGAUUUAACCAUACCUGGAGAUGGUGAAGAAGGUACAAAUCCUGUUACUGAAGAAAUAUUCAGUUCAUGGGCAUUAUUCAUCUUAUUAUUAUUAUUGAUCUCUGCCUUGUGGAGUAGUUAUUAUUUACAACAAAAGAGAAUUCAAGCAGUUCAUGAAACUGUUCUUUCAAUUUUUUAUGGUAUGAUUGUGGGACUGAUUAUUAGAAUAUCACCAGGUCAUUACAUUCAAGACACUGUGACUUUCAAUUCUUCAUAUUUCUUUAAUGUUUUACUUCCGCCAAUCAUCUUGAACUCAGGUUAUGAAUUACACCAAGCUAAUUUUUUCAGAAAUAUUGGUUCAAUUUUAACUUUCGCCAUACCCGGAACUUUCAUCUCUGCUUGUGUAUUGGGUACAAUUUUAUACAUUUGGACUUCUUUAGGCUUAGAAAGUGUUAAUAUUUCAUUUGUUGAUGCUCUUUCUGUGGGUGCUACAUUGUCCGCUACAGAUCCAGUUACAAUUUUAUCAAUUUUCAAUGCUUAUAAAGUUGAUCCAAAAUUAUAUACAAUUAUCUUUGGGGAAUCUUUGUUAAACGAUGCUAUUUCCAUUGUUAUGUUUGAAACUUGUCAACAAUUCCAUGGUAGAGAUGCCAAGUUCACUUCUUUUUUCGAAGGUAUUGGAUUAUUUUUGAUGACUUUUAUAAUUUCAUUAUUAAUUGGUGUUAUUUUUGGAUUUUUAAUUGCAUUAAUUUUAAAACAUUCUCAUAUUAGAAGAUAUCCACAAAUUGAAAGUUGUUUUGUUCUUUUAAUGGCUUAUCAAUCAUAUUUCUUCUCUAAUGGUUGCCAUAUGUCUGGUAUUGUAUCAUUAUUAUUUUGUGGUAUUACAUUAAAACAUUAUGCAUAUUAUAAUAUGUCUAGAAGAACUCAAAUUUCAACAAAAUAUAUUUUCCAAUUAUUAGCAAGAUUAUCAGAAAAUUUUAUUUUUGUUUAUUUAGGUCUUGCUUUAUUUACAGAAGUUGAAUUAGUUUAUAAACCAAUGUUGAUCAUUGUUACAACAAUUUCCAUUUGUAUUGCACGUUGGGCUGCAGUUUUCCCAUUAUCAAGAUUAGUUAACUGGGUUCAUAGAAUUCGUUCAAAUGGUCAAUCAUUACCAGAUGAAAUCCCAUAUCAAUAUCAAAUGAUGACUUUCUGGGCUGGAUUAAGAGGUGCAGUUGGUGUUGCCUUAGCUAUGGGUCUUCAAGGUGAACAUAAAAGUACAUUAGUUGCAACUGUUUUAGUUGUUGUUGUUUUAACUGUCAUCUUAUUUGGUGGUACUACAGCUGGUAUGUUGGAAGUCUUGAAUAUUAAAACUGGAUGUGUUGAUGAAGAUGUUUCAGAUGAUGAAUUUGAUAUUGAAGCACCAAAACUUCCAUCAACUAAUGCAAUUUUAUCAAAUAGACGUUUUAAUAAAGCCGUACCAAUUCAACCUUAUUCAGAUAAUAUGAGAAAUAGAUCUAGUCCCAACAUUGAUGAUCAACAAGAUUUAUUAAAAGAUGAUGAUGUCCCUGCUGGUAUUGAUGAAAUUCCUCCAUUGGUUGCUAAUAGUGCAAAUCCUAUUGAACGUGUUGGUUCUCCAUCUAUUGUGGGGACUGUACAAAGUAUGUUACAUACAGAUGAUAGAGCUAGAUGGUUUCAAAAUUUUGAUGAACAAGUUUUAAAACCUGUUUUAUUAGACUCUGAUACACAAUUCAAUAAUAAAAAUGGUGGUUCACAUGUUUAG